Molecule: messenger RNA, 1477 nt
Organism: Vigna unguiculata (cowpea)
Lineage: Eukaryota; Viridiplantae; Streptophyta; Magnoliopsida; Fabales; Fabaceae
Product: FAD-dependent oxidoreductase family protein
Molecular function (GO): sarcosine oxidase activity; flavin adenine dinucleotide binding
Source: RefSeq, a predicted model, not a curated record
GGGGAAAACAGAAGAAUCUACCCUCUAUAUAUUAAGGUAUCCACACUCAGUAGCUUCGCAUUUUGCAGUGAGUGGGAAGAGAGAGAGGGAGUAUCAGACAUGGAAGAUUCCCAGUUUGACGUCAUAAUUGUCGGAGCUGGCGUCAUGGGCAGCGCCACCGCCUACUACGCCGCCAAACGCGGUCUCAGGACCCUUCUCCUCGAACAAUUCGACUUCCUCCACCACUGCGGUUCCUCCCAUGGCGAAUCCCGCACAAUCCGCGUCACCUACAUCCAAAAACACUACUACCCUUUCGUCAUCGAGUCUUACAAACUCUGGCAAGAGCUCGAGGCCCAAGUGGGCUACCAGGUCUACUUCAAAGCCCAACACUUCGACAUGGCCCACUCUCACGACCCCACAAUCCGCUCCGUCGUCGACUACUGCCAGGCCCACGCCAUCCCCUUCCAACUCCUCCGCCGCCGCCAGGUCGCGGAGAAAUUCGCCGGCCGCAUCGACAUCCCGGAGGAUUGGGUGGGCGUCUCCAACGAGUAUGGCGGCGUCAUCAAGCCGACCAAAGCCGUCGCCAUGUUCCAGACACUCGCCUACAAAAACGGCGCCGUCUUGGUGGACAAAGCCAAGGUGGUGGACAUCAAGAAAAACAAAGAGGGAGAGGGCGUGGAAGUUUUCACCGCAAGCGGCAAGAGAUUCCGCGGUAAAAAGUGCGUGGUGACUGUGGGCGCGUGGGCGCAGAGGUUAGUUAAAACGGUUAGCGGGGUCGAACUCCCGAUAGUGCCCGUGGAGACGAACGUUUGUUACUGGAGAAUAAAGGAGGGGCAGGAAGGGAAAUUCGCGUUAGGAACCGGGUUCCCUACGUUUGCGUCGUUUGGGGACACUUACAUUUACGGAACACCAACGUUGGAGUUUCCGGGGUUGAUUAAGGUGGGGGUGCACGGAGGGAACCCGUGCGACCCCGACAAGAGGCCGUGGGGCCCGGCGGUGAUGAUGGAGAAGUUGAAAAAGUGGGUGGAAGAAAGGUUUUCGGGCAUGGUUGAUUCCAGUGAGCCUGUGAUAAAACAGUCUUGCAUGUACUCCAUGACACCGGACGAGGAUUUCGUCAUUGAUUUCUUGGGCGGUGAGUUCGGAAAGGACGUGGUAAUCGGAGGCGGGUUUUCGGGUCACGGCUUCAAGAUGGCUCCGGUUAUUGGGAGGAUCUUGACGGAGCUUGCGGCGGACGGGGAAGCCAAAGGGUUUGAUCUGAAACAUUUUAGGAUCGGAAGGUUUAGGAUAACCUCCAAGAUUUAGUAUCUUCAUUUAUUUAUCUGUCACAUCACAUCACAUAUCGUUUUUAUCAACUUGCAUUUAUUUGUUUGUUUCCUUCAAUGUUUAUGUCGUGUGAGUCCAGGUUUGGUGAUGUUUUACUACAUCAAAUUACAUUAAACCUGCUCCGUUGUAUUUAAAUAAAAAUUUAGUGAAAGUGCAAGCUACAAAAUGAAACUCA